UCCUGGCCUAAUCCCAUUUCCUAGUUUCCUAUAUUUGCCCAACUGACGCGUACCCGUUCGCCGAUCAGGCCUCGUCCUCCUCGUCCUCCUCGUCCUCCUCGUGCAUCAGCUCAAACACGGAUGACACGGAUACGCGACUGCGCGACGGAUGCCGAUCCUCCUAGCGAUCCGAGCGCCGAGGGGGCUGCGGCCUGCGCCCCUCCCCUCCCCCCCAUAGGCCCCCAGCUGGCAAGCCGGCCAGCCGGCCAAAAGCCCAACUCCGGCAUCUGGGCAUCCGACGGCGUUUGGAUGUUAUUCAACAUGUCUCAUGUCCUACUUUCUCCCGUAGCGCUCUCCGCUCUCCGUGUCUCUCUCUGUCUCAUACUCUUGACUGAUCCGUCGUCUGGUAACGGACAGAUGACAGAUGAUACAUGACAGAUGAUAGCUAACAGCUGACAGCUGACAGAUGACAGCUGAAAGGCCAAGCCACGCCACAUUGUGAAACAUUCGCAAACUGACCAGCAUGGCUGAAGGUUCUCCGAGAUCUCAGAUCUCGAGUUAUUAUAGCCUGCAGCUUGUGUUACAGCUCGUGUUACAGCUUGUGGUUGUCGAGAAAGCGAUGCCCGCUAUCCUUUUCCCUUUUCUUUCCGUUGGGAUAUGCUCUCUUCGGCGAUACUCGUGCAACUCUUAUUCAUUUUCUCUUUCCG
Messenger RNA from Cutaneotrichosporon oleaginosum, 686 nucleotides. RefSeq lists its product as uncharacterized. Lineage: Eukaryota; Fungi; Basidiomycota; Tremellomycetes; Trichosporonales; Trichosporonaceae. The record is from RefSeq and is a predicted model, not a curated record.